Molecule: messenger RNA, 1974 nt
Organism: Phycodurus eques (leafy seadragon)
Lineage: Eukaryota; Metazoa; Chordata; Actinopteri; Syngnathiformes; Syngnathidae
Product: solute carrier family 28 member 3-like
Biological process (GO): pyrimidine nucleoside transport; purine nucleoside transmembrane transport
Cellular component (GO): membrane
Molecular function (GO): pyrimidine- and adenosine-specific:sodium symporter activity
Source: RefSeq, a predicted model, not a curated record
AUGAAUAUUAAUAUAAAUAUAACGGAGUUGAUUGGGGGACAAAAACGCGGCAAACACAACAGAGCCUUUGAGGCAGAGAAGCAGGUGCCCGUCGAUAUGGACUCCGACAUUGGUGAAGAUGCUGAGAAGACGUCGUAAGGGCACAAAAACAGUUUCCUCCUGCUAAGGAAAGCGGCGUCACUGAAAGGCUUUUGCAUGCAACACCGAGACGCAUUGGGGCUGCUUCUGAAGCUGCUUGUUGCGGCAGGCUGGGUUGCCAUGGUGAUCGCGGCCUGCGUGCUGAACUUCCGGCGGGCCGUCGGGCUGCUUGUCAUCUCCUUAUUGGCGCUGUUCUUCCUCGUCUGGGAUUGGACGAUGGGGCGCUAUGGCCACCGGAUAUGGGAGGGGCUUCUUCCUGUCAGGGAGUUGGUCAGCACACACUGGAUACGAGUCAGAUGGCUGAUAUACGCGUGGGUGCUGGUGGGCCUCGUGUGCUGGCUGGUACUGGACACAGCCAAGCAAGGAAAAAGACAACUGGUGUCUUUCUUCGGUCUGCUUCUGCUCAUCUUUCUCAUGAUGAUCUUCUCCAAACAUCCUUUCAGAUGGUCCUGGCAAGCGUUGUUCUGUGGAGUCGGGCUUCAGUUUGUUUUUGGGCUUCUCGUUUUAAGGAACUCCUUUGGUUUAAAAGCGCUGGAGUGGCUCGGCAAAAUUGUGGAGAACUUCACAGGCUACACAGACGUUGGCUCUCGUUUCAUCUUUGGCGACAAUUUCCAGGAGCACUUCUUCAUCUUCAAGGUGAUGCCCAUCUUGAUUUUUCUGAGCACCGUCAUCUCUAUGCUCUACCACCUGGGCUUUAUGCAGUGGCUGGUUAGCAAGAUCGGCUUCAUAAUGCAGGUUACCAUGGGAACGUCUCCCGUCGAAUCAAUGGCCGCAGCUGGAAAUAUCUUUUUGGGGCAGACAGAAACCCCCCUGUUGGUCCGACCCUACAUCAGCGAUCUCACCCUGUCCGAGAUCCACGCCGUGAUGACAGGAGGCUUCGCCAGCAUCGCCGGCACCCUCUUGGGAGUCUUCAUCUCCUUCGGGGUGGAAGCUAGGCACUUGUUGACGGCGUCAUUGAUGUCCGCUCCCGCCUCGCUGGCCAUCUCCAAAGUUUUCUGGCCAGAGACGGAGACACCGAGCACAAAAUUAUGUCACGACGUCAAAAUCCAAGGGGGGAGCACUAACCUGCUGGAGGCAGCGUCGCAAGGGGCCAUCUUCGCAGUGAGCCUGGUGGCCAACGUGGUGGUCAACCUCUUGUCCUUCCUGGCGCUGUUGGCCUUCUUCGACGGCGCCCUGUCCUGGCUGGGCGCCAUGUUUGACUACCCGCAGCUCAGCUUCUCUCUGAUGUGCUCGUACAUUUUUAUGCCCCUGGCGUUGAUCAUGGGAGUUUCGUGGGAGGACAGCUUCGUGGUGGCCGAACUGGUUGGCCUUAAGACUUUCCUCAACGAGUUUGUGGCCUAUCAGAAGCUGUCGACGUUGAUCAAGAGGCGCAAGGGGGGCGGGCCGGAGUACGUCAAUAACGUAAAGCAAUACAUUUCUGUCCACUCUGAAACUAUCGCCACAUACGCUCUGUGCGGCUUCUCCAACAUCGCCUCGCUGGGCUUGUCGAUAGCAGCGAUGGUGUCGAUGGCCCCCGAGAGGGAACGUGACAUCUCCUCUUGUGGCCUGCGAUCCUUGAUCGCAGGCAGCGUUUCCUGCUUCAUGACGGCCUGCGUCGCAGGCAUGCUGUACAUCCCCCAACUGGAGUGCCCGCUCUACCUCAGCAUCGCGUUCAACAGCACCAACGUGACGGCAGCCACACAACUGCUCACCUGCUGCACACAACUCUACAACAGCGUGGCGGUGCGUGAUCCGUGGAACUUCACCCUGAAGGAGGAGUUCAAUGAGAGCAGUAUUCAAGCGUGCUGCGCGCUCACGCCGUCCUCGUCACACUUCAACUGUAGCUGGCUGCUUUAA